This is a messenger RNA of Nerophis lumbriciformis (worm pipefish), 1836 nucleotides long. The record is from RefSeq and is a predicted model, not a curated record. NCBI's taxonomy places the organism in Eukaryota, Metazoa, Chordata, Actinopteri, Syngnathiformes, Syngnathidae.
AUGCAGACCCUGAGACCACACGUUCCCGUCCCGCGACCCGCUUACUCCCAAGCCCGAGAAAACCUUGUAAAGGCCAUUCCAUCCAAGUUGCUGUGUCUGCUGGCCUGUGGAGGAGUAGACUGCCGUUAUGAAGGACCGGAGUGUUGGAAAGCCAACCAGCAGGUCAUCAGAGGCAUUUUCUCAUCAUGGGUGACUGACGAUAUCAUCGCCAUGGCUCGACCAUCCAAAAGUCUUAUCGACAAGUACAACAUCAUUGAGCAAUUUCAAAGGUUAAACAUCAAAUCCAUCAUAAACAUGCAAAUGCCAGGAGAGCAUGCUCACUGUGGACCACCUUUAGACCCCAAAAGUGGCUUCACGUACUCGCCGCAGAGCUUCAUGGAGAAUGACAUUUACUUUUACAACUUUGGGAUGCCGGACUUCUGCGUGUCUUCCCUGGUCAGCAUAAUCGAUGGGGUGAAGGUGCUGGCUUUCGCAGUGGGGGAAGGGAGGGUCGCCGUACAUUGCCACGCGGGCCUCGGCAGAACAGGCGUCCUGAUAGCCUGCUACCUUAUCUACACUUUGCGCAUCAGUCCCAGCGAGGCCGUCCACUACGUACGGAUCAAGAGGCCGCGCUCCAUCCAAACGCGAGCGCAGAUCAGCCAAGUAUUUGACUUCGCCCGUCUGCUCGCCACGCAGCUGGUUCAAUACCCGGACCUCAGCCUGCGGCACGGAGCCCCGGUUACCCUGCAGCACUAUCUCAACCGCCAGGCGCUCCUGCUGCAUGGCCAGGAGGCCCGCACGCUCAGAUACAUACCCAAGGUGGUGUAUCUUCUAUGCGUACACCUCUGCUGCUUGGCUAUGGGACUUCCGGCAGCCCCAGAGAUAAACGCAGAACUGGAGAAGCGAUUGGCACUGAGGAUCCUGACUAGAGUCGUGAGGGACACCCUGGAGGCCAAACAGUUCCUGCCCUUGCUGAGGGAGCGUCACAACCUCCCGCGAGUGGGCUCGGGUUCCGUGUCCUCCUGGGAUGAACCGCUUGGAUUCUUAGAGAGGAAGAAUCCGGAGAAGCUUCUGGACAAACGCAGCUACAGCGACUCUGACCUCCGCAAGAUGACACUCGAUGAGGACCUGGAAAUGAGUCUCUGGCGUGAACUGGAUCUAAUAGGACCUGAUCUGAAACCACUGAACACCAAGAACAUCUCGAUUUCACCCGACCUGAUCAACAAGAAGCACUUUCAUACGUAUGUUCUUCAGCGAAGCCACAACUCAGCUCAGAAUUGUAUGGCCAAGAAGGCUCACGCCAAGUACAGCUCAAACAUUGAGUUGUCCAAAAGCGCACGAAAUCCCCGUCCGACCUCGGUGGCUCGCAACAUUGCCAGGGCGAUGGCGGACCAAGGUCCAAUAGAAGACACCGUUCUGCAACGAUUGACUCUUCUUCAGGAGGAGCUGAACAGCAGCGAAUGUGGCUGGGCUCUUGUGGUGACCGAGUCGGAUCCUCGGGUUCUUACGUGUCUGCUGUGGACCUGGUUAGAGAAGCUAAAAGAACCCGUUCUUGGAGCGGAAGAUCUCGUCAGGUUGAGUUGUGCUGGAAGCAACAAGAAACCACUUGCAGUGCUCAAGAAGUCACAGAGGCACACCAUCUAUUGUCUGUUGAGCUGCGUAAACUCAGUGACCAGUCUGUGUCCACACAGAGAAGAAGCAAUCCUGCGACGGCUGAUAAGAGCACUGACAAAGCGGCCUCAGGAGGACGUGGAAAGCCUUGCAAGUUUGGCAAAUAUCCUGAGGACCCAUUUGAGAGACACAUCCCGCAACAGCACUUGCAUCCGGAGGGCCUGCAGUUGGGACACGACACUUUGA